AUGGGUUAUGAGGUAGAAACUGAUCUUUUGAUUGCCUAUGUUGUUCAUAUUCUAUCUACACCGGUAUAUCCCAAUGCAACAAGAUUUGGAACCUUCAAAGAAAAAUCUAUUGAGGUACAUUCUGACUUAGCGAAAUUGGUUAUUGCAAAGAAAGUCAGAAAAGAGGUUGAACAAUUUGCAAUUGAACAAGGAUUUACAAAAGAGGCGAUUGUAGAAGCUAGAGCAAAAUUUGAAGAAAGGAAGGUUGAAUCCUCUAGUACCUCAACCGGUACCAGCACCAGUAGACAAACAAGAUGUACAGUUGUGAAAGAGAAGCCCCCUCCUGCUCCUAAGAUUCAAAUUAGAAGAAAACCUAAAGUAGAAAAACCUAAAGCACCCAAAGUAAAAGAAGUAUACAGGAAAAGGAAGAAACAACAAGCGCAAAAGACUCUUGAGACUGUUGUUGAGGACGUAGAAGAAGAUACAGGUUUUGAAGGUGAGAAGAAGGAAUUAAGAGCCAGUGGGAAGAAAUCCAAAGUGGUUGGAUCUCCUACUGUAAAAUCUAUAAAACAAUCAGUAAGUAAACUCACCUCACUUGAAAAGAUUUUGGAGAAAAUAAGAAAGUAUGAUAUUCUGACUGAUGUAAAGAGACAUUAUAACAAUUUUGGCGAAGAUGAGAAAAUGCAAAUUGAAGAUACUAUUGUUUGGUUUAUGAACAAGUAUAGUAAAGCAUUGAUUGAGUUGCAAGUGAAUACAGAAGAAAUACAAAAGAAAAAUGAACAGAUUAAUGUUGAGCAAUCGUUGACUACAAAUGUUGAGCAAACUAAAGAGAAACUAGUAAAGAUAGAUGAGAAGCUGAAAGAUGAAGAAAUGGAGAAAGAGAAGCAUGAGCAGAAAGUGACCUCCCGGUCACUGACAUCAAAGAAGAUAAUUGAUGAUGAUGAGGAUGAUGACACAAUAUCCAUUCAAGGACCUAUUAAUAUGGAUAUGUUGAGUCCUAUUGAGUUGAUGGAGAUUGCAUCUGCUAUGCAAUCUAAGGCACAAAAAAAGAUUAUGAAAGCACAAAUAAAAGAAUCUCAAACUAUUCAAAAUGCAAUAGAUAUACUUUCCAGUAUACUACCAGAGACUGAUAUUGAUAGUCUUCCUAUGCCUAUUAACAAACUAGAACAUUUGGUUUCAUUAGCAGGUGAGCAGAUGAAGAGUCUUGAAGAGGUUGCUAUCAAGAAUGUAGAGGAGUAUGAAAAGAGGAGAAUUGAACAAUUGAUGAAGGAUAUUGAUAGAGACAGAGUAGGUCUUUCUAUGAACAUGGAGCAGAUUAAGGAAGCAUUGUGGACUGGAGGUAACAUUCUGUCUACAAUUUUCAACUUCUCAUUGUUUGUUGAUGAUAUUGAUAAGAAGAGAAAGGCAGAGCAGCAGGAGCUGAAAGUUUUGAGGGAAUCAUUUAACCCCUUAAAUGAUUCAACAACUAUUUUGGGUAGAGUGGCUAUUUGCAUACAACAGAAGCUUAAGGCAUAUGAGGCAGAGCAGUGGGAUGGCUGGACGAAAGAGGGGAAUUCAACUAAAGAGGAGAAUUCAGUUGAAGAGGAGAAUUCAGCUAAAGAGAAGGAUAAAGAUGUUGGAAAAGAAGUCGAUGUUGAAGAAGAGGAGCUCAAAAGAUUUCGGGAGAAAGAGUGUAUGCCAUCGGAGCCCCAAGUUGAAUCUUCUGCUGACUACCAGGAUGAGGAGGGUGCAGAUUGGAGUGAGGUAGCAAGACAAAGGAGCCUGGGAUUAAUUGUGGCUUCGGAGAGCUCUGCAGAUGGCAUGGCUUUGGAGAAGAUGACGAGGCACUCCCAUGAUGAUGUAAGACUUAGUGACGUGGAUGCUCCAUGUUCGCUCACAAUUUACGAAGAAAAUGUUUAG
Messenger RNA from Cryptomeria japonica (Japanese cedar), 1878 nucleotides. RefSeq lists its product as uncharacterized. NCBI's taxonomy places the organism in Eukaryota, Viridiplantae, Streptophyta, Pinopsida, Cupressales, Cupressaceae. The transcript has 4 exons. Bases 1 to 1878 code for a protein of 625 amino acids. The record is from RefSeq and is a predicted model, not a curated record.